Messenger RNA from Oryza sativa Japonica Group (Japanese rice), 2358 nucleotides. Its product is annotated as COBRA-like protein 7. The record is from RefSeq and is a predicted model, not a curated record. Gene Ontology annotation, biological process: cellulose microfibril organization. NCBI's taxonomy places the organism in Eukaryota, Viridiplantae, Streptophyta, Magnoliopsida, Poales, Poaceae. Gene Ontology annotation, cellular component: membrane.
UCCUCUGCCUCACUCUGCAGCUUCUUCUCCUCCCCUCUACUAAAUCUCUCUAGUUAUCCAAUCACCACAAAGUAAAGAAACAACGAAAAUUGAAGCAGCACAUCGAUUCAUCGAGAGUACCAAUUCAAUUCGGACAUGGCCGUGUUCAUCAUCGCCAAUAAUCCUUUGGCGCGCUAUGCCGUCUUGUUUGCUGCUGCUGUCUUUCUUGUCGCCGCCGCGCAGGCACAGCCUACCACGCCCCCGCCGCCGCCGCCGCCGGAGAUGGACUGCAACGGUAUACUCCUCACCUACAACCUCGAUCGCCGUGACAAGAUCAGGCCAUUCGUCGCCGCACCCGAAGCCGACGCCCAGCCCUACUCCUUCCGCGCCACCGCCACCGUCCUCAACUCCGGCACCCGCGCUCUCCGCUCCUGGACGCUGCGCCUCACCUUCCACCACCGCGAAAUCCUCGUCCAACUCGAUGGCGCCGUGCUCACCUCCGGCGCCGACCUGCCCUACAACACCACGGCAGACAACGCCACCUCCUUCUCCGGCUACCCGCAGACGGACCUCCUCACCCCGAUCGCCACCGCCGGCGACCUCACCAAGAUACAGGCCACGCUCAACCUGGUCGGCACGCUGUUCGCGGGGCCACCGCCGUACGUCCCGCUCCCUUCCGCGCUCUCGCUCGCCGACCCGUCCUACACCUGCCCGCCGGCCAUCAACGUCUCCACGUCGACCCUCUCAACCUGCUGCAUCCUCACGCCGGAGGCCGCGGCGAACGCGAGCGCCGGCGACUUGGACGCGGGCAGGGCGACGUCGUACCUCCCGCGCGGCGCGGGCGACCUGGUGAUCACCUACGACGUGCUCCAGGCGCACGAGACCACGUACCUGGCGCAGGUGACCCUGGAGAACGACGCGCUGCUGGGCCGCCUCGACGGCUGGGAGCUGUCGUGGGAGUGGCUCCGCGGCGAGUUCAUCAGCUCCAUGCGAGGAGCCUACCCGCGCCAGGUCGGCGCCACCGACUGCGUCUACGGCGCGCAGGGAGCCUUCUACAAGGGCCUCGACUUCUCCAAGGUGCUCAACUGCGACCGCAAGCCGGCCGUUCUUGACCUGCCGCCGUCGCGCCGCGGCGACGAGGACAUCGGAGGGAUCGACCACUGCUGCCGGAACGGCACCAUGCUGCCCAAGUCCGUGGACGCGGCGCAGUCCAAGUCGGCGUUCCAGAUGGAGGUGUACAAGAUGCCGCCUGACCUCAACCGGACCAAGCUGUACGCUCCGGCCAACUUCAGGGUGUCCGGCGCGUCGCCGCUGAAUCCGGAGUACGCGUGCGGGCAGCCGGUGCGGGUGACCCCAACGGAGCUCCCUGACCCGAGCGGGCUCGCGUCGACGACGCUGGCGCUGGCGACAUGGCAGGUGGUGUGCAACAUGACGGCGGCGCCGCCGUCCAAGCCGCCCAGCUGCUGCGUGACCUUCUCCGCGUUCUACAACGAGUCGGUGAUCCCUUGCAGAACCUGCGCGUGCGGCUGCCCGGCGAGCCCCGCGGCGGCCUGCAGCACGACGGCGCCGUCGAUGCUCCUGCCGCCGUACGCGCUGCUGAUGCCGUUCGAGAGGCGGGGGAGGGAGGCGGUGUGGUGGGCCGGCGAGAAGCGGCUGGGGGUGCCGAGGCCGAUGCCCUGCGGCGACAGCUGCGGCGUGAGCAUCAACUGGCACGUGGCGACGGACUACGCCGGCGGGUGGAGCGCGCGGGCGACGCUGUUCAACUGGGAGGGCGCGGACGUGGCGGAGUGGUUCUUGGCGGUGGCGAUGGAGAAGCAGGCGUACGACGGGUUCGAGCAGGCGUUCACGUUCAACGCCACGGCGAUGGGGAACGGCACCACCAUGAUCUUGAUGAAGGGGAGGGAAGGGUUCCAGUACCUCAAGAGGGAGAGCAACAUGAGCGGCGUCGACUACCCCGUGGCCGGGAAGCAGCAGUCGGUGCUGCUGUUCACCAAAAAGAGGAGCGGCGGCGGCAUCGACGUGGUCGGCGGCGACGGGUUCCCGACGAGGGUGUUGUUCAACGGGCACGAGUGCGCCAUGCCGCAGAGGAUUCCGAGCAGUGCCCAUCGUCGUUGUCUUGUCCUAUUGUGGACUACUCUUCUUGUAUUCAUGUCGUCCAUUCUACUGGUGUUGUCGCUGCUGUAAAAACGUUCAACGCGUCGCUGGUAGAGGAGACAGGAGGCGCUGCUAGGAUGGUUUGUGAUAUGAUGUAUGGCGGCGGUGGGGGUGGAGAUGAGAGGAGGGCUAGGGUUGUGAUUUAUCGCUAUUAAAUUUUGUAACACAUUCAGACAUGUAAAUAAUCUCUAAUGAAAAUGUUAUCAACUACAAAAUCAUACAUCA